This is a messenger RNA of Pecten maximus, 1712 nucleotides long. RefSeq lists its product as uncharacterized. The transcript has 2 exons. The record is from RefSeq and is a predicted model, not a curated record. NCBI's taxonomy places the organism in Eukaryota, Metazoa, Mollusca, Bivalvia, Pectinida, Pectinidae. Bases 825 to 1547 code for a protein of 240 amino acids.
GCGGUUGCUAUGUUCAGACGAUGUAACUAUUGGACAGUGACUGGAGUAACACUGUAUACCUUAUAUACAGUGGCUAUUUUUAGAGAUGGAUGUUUGUUGCGAUUGCAUUCGGGGUGUUAGGCGGAUGUAACGUGGUCGAGGGUCAUUCUGGUGACCUCAAUUUCCUUAUGUGAGAGCUGCAACUAUGUCGUCAGUUCACGAUGUGUCUGAAGCCCUCGCCAAGAUUGGGGAAUAUUUACAAAAUACAAAUGCAACUAUAUCGGAGAAAUGUAAGGAUGCGAAAGAAUAUUUCAAAAAUGAAGACGGAUCAAACGACGUAAACAAACUAGAAGAUGUCGUGUCCCUCCUGCAGAAGCUAUAUGGACAUCUGCCACAGUUCACCAGUACUGAUCCUGUCAAGGUACUACAUGGUGUAUUAGGCAUUGUAUCUUCCAUCUCCUCGUUCGUCGGUCUUGGUGGACCUGUCGUCCCAGUGGUCUGUGGUUUGUUAAUUAAAGUAUUCUCCACUUUCGGAGGCGACACACUAACCGUAGGUGAGGUCGUUCAAGACGAAAUCCGACGAAAAUUUCCUGGUCUCAGCGAUGAAACACUUCUGGAGGAGGCACAGGACCUCCACCUUAUGUACAGUUUGGCGUUUGACUUCCUAAACCCAGCAAGUGAGAAAAGUCACUUUACUGAGCAUGAUAUAACUAACAUGCAUAUUCAAAUGAAUAUUUUUCAAGGUGGUACGUUUCUUCGUAAGUUGGGAAAGCUAAUCAAGGAACUGGCAAAAGAACACGAGGAGAACGACCCGAACAAAAAGAUCGAGAAAGGCAAAGAAAGCCAUGGAUUUCAUUGAAUUAUAUAUCAAACUAGCAUCACUACGUGAUAUGCUUCUGAUUCAGUUCUAUACAAUCACCAACUCAACACUCCACAGUCAGCACCUGGCCGGAGGAGUACAGAGGGUGAUCGGUUCCUUUGCUGAAAAAGACCGAGAAGUUCUCCGUCUAUUCCUCAAACCGACAAAAGAAUACGUCUACAUUGUGUCAUACAUCAGGGAAGAGGAGCAUAGACUUUUAAUGAAAUUCCUUGGAAUGAGAGGGCUUUUGCCGGAAGAGAGUUGGUUAACACAAGGAGAGUUUGAACUUUGUUCAGUGAGAUAUCCGAAAUACCAUGCCAUCCGUCUGAGAAGUCAUAGGUUGUUCUUUGGAUACGGGGAUUUGAGCUAUAUUCGUGGUACUAAAGAUAGAGUGGGGCCAGAAUCCUUGUUUUCUUUUGAAAAAGUUCAAGGGCCAGGAAAUUACGUUUACAUUACACAGAAAGGACAUUUGGAUGAAUUUGUGACAAUGACGAAGGGCUCAAACAAGUGGAUAAAGACCCUAAAAGAGCCUCCUGGGCCAGAAAGCGAAUGGAAAGCUAUCCAGAUGGAUAAUGGCAACUAUAUGUUUUCUCCGCGUGCCUUUCCAGAUCAUUUCAUGGCCAUGUCUAAACUAUUGGACGGAAGUGUCGCUGGGCGUCUAGGUUGUUCGCGUAACCGAUGUCAGUGGACACUGAAGACAUCACAUUGAACAUGGGUACCAUCACAUUGUCCUGCCCGAUAUCUGCGGACCUUAUAUAAUUUGGUAAAAGGCUGUAUCAACAUUGUUCCGCGAAUAAAUGACAACUUGGCUUGCCAUAUAUGGCAUCAUGAUCUAAAGUCAUGACCUGUUGUAAAUAAAUAUUUUGAAUCAGAA